GGCUACACCUCUCUCUAAAUGCCAGGGUGCCUGGCUCAGAGCCUGGGCAGUUUCUUAGAGAACUGUCUCCUGCUGCUAGCACAGAUAUCCAUGAGACUGGAAUCCACACUGUCUGCUCAAAACUAGCUACCUGAAGCUGUCACCUCCUCACACCACUGUCCCUGGACACCUCCAGCCCUCUGUGUGCCGGAGUUCAGCAGCAUCAUGUCGCUUGCACACACAGCUGCAGAGUACAUGCUCUCUGAUGCCCUGUUGCCUGACCGCAGGGGCUCUCGCCUCAAAGGACUGCGCCUGGAACUACCACUGGACCAGAUAGUCAAGUUUGUUGCUGUAGGCUUCCCUUUGUUGCUGAUGUCCUUGGCAUUUGCUCAGGAGUUCUCCUCUGGGACUCCAAUCAGCUGCUUCCCUCCCAGUAACUUCAGCGUCAGGCAAGCCGCAUACGUGGAUAGCUCCUGCUGGGAUUCACUAGCUCACCAUGAGCAGGACGAAGCUGGCCAGUACAAGGUGAAAUCUCUCUGGCCGCACAAGGCCCUUCCCUACUCGCUGCUGGCCCUGGCUGUGGCCAUGUACCUGCCAGUGCUGCUGUGGCAGUAUGCAGCUGUGCCAGCCCUUAGCUCAGACCUGCUGUUUAUCAUCAGUGAACUGGACAAGUCCUACAAUCGCUCCAUCCGCCUGGUACAGCACAUGUUGAAGAUCCGGCAGAAGAGCUCUGACCCCCAUGUCUUCUGGGAUGAACUAGAGAAGGCCCGGAAAGAACGGUACUUUGAAUUCCCCUUGCUAGAGCGGUACCUGGCAUGUAAGCAGCGCUCACACUCUCUAGUGGCCACCUACCUCCUAAGGAACUCCCUGAUGCUCCUCUUCACAUCAGCCACUUACCUGUACCUUGGCCACUUCCAUCUGGGUGUCUUCUUCCAAGAAGAAUUCAGCUGCUCCAUCAAGACAGGGCUGCUGCAUGAUGAGACUCAUGUUCCGGAUCUGAUCAAGUGCAGGCUGACCUCCCUGUCUGUUUUCCAGAUUGUUAGCCUCUCCAGUGCAACAAUAUACACCCUGCUGGUUCCAGUGAUAAUCUACAACCUCACACGGCUGUGUCAGUGGGACAAACGACUCCUGUCCAUCUAUGAGAUGCUCCCAGCCUUUGAUCUCCUCAGUAGAAAGAUGCUGGGAUGCCCCAUCAAUGACCUCAAUGUGAUCCUUCUUUUCCUCCGAGCCAACAUCUCUGAGCUCAUCUCUUUUAGCUGGCUGAGUGUGUUAUGUGUGUUGAAGGACACAACUGCCCAGAAACACAACAUUGACACAGUGGUUGAUUUCAUGACUCUAUUGGCUGGAUUAGAACCCUCCAAACCUAAACAUCUUACCCAACAGGUGUGUGAUGAACACCCCUAGUUAAGAAAGAAACAGUGGAGUGAGAAGUUUUGUAGAAUGUAACUCUCCUCCUUCACAAACUAAACAGAGUAAUGGACAAAAAAAAAAUGCCCACUUUAGAAUUGCUAAGCUUGGAUUCAGCUGAGUUAUAUAUCCUGUAUUUAGAAUAAUAUAUAAUCAAGGGAUGAAAAACUAAAUGUGACUCUAGAACUGAAAAGCCAAAGAACUGAGAAGCUAGGUCUAGAACAUUUGGAGGAUAGUAAAAUUGGGUGAAUAAAUAGAAGGGUAGACAUGCCACACAGGAAGGU
Messenger RNA from Nannospalax galili (Upper Galilee mountains blind mole rat), 1670 nucleotides. It is a transcript of the gene Panx3, whose product is annotated as pannexin 3. Gene Ontology annotation, biological process: positive regulation of interleukin-1 production; monoatomic cation transport. The record is from RefSeq and is a predicted model, not a curated record. The transcript has 4 exons. Lineage: Eukaryota; Metazoa; Chordata; Mammalia; Rodentia; Spalacidae. Bases 205 to 1383 code for a protein of 392 amino acids. Gene Ontology annotation, molecular function: channel activity.